AUGGCCAGUCGACCAAUCUUCGUUUUCAUGCUCCUUGCCACCUUGGCAUUCGCCAUGGUGGCAGAGUCUUCGUUCUCCUCCUCCUCUUCCUUCUUCAACGACCCUGUAGUCAAUUCACUCGGCCACAAUACUGGUGGUGGCCUUGAUGAAUGGAUGACUACAGGUCGUAUCGGGGACACAUUGUUUGCUGAUGAAGAAAUGAUGAUGCCGACAGAGUCGGCCCGUAGGGCCCUCAAUAAUCAGGACCACAUCAGUUACAGGGCGAUGUCGAAGAACGCCAUCCCCUGUGACCGACAUGGCGCGUCUUACUACCAAUGCACCCGCAUGCAGAAGAUUCGGCCUUAUAGACGUGGCUGCAGCAAAAUCACCAGAUGCCAACGUCGUUAA
Messenger RNA from Solanum lycopersicum (tomato), 387 nucleotides. RefSeq names its product protein RALF-like 22. Lineage: Eukaryota; Viridiplantae; Streptophyta; Magnoliopsida; Solanales; Solanaceae. Gene Ontology annotation, biological process: calcium-mediated signaling. Gene Ontology annotation, cellular component: plasmodesma. The record is from RefSeq and is a predicted model, not a curated record.